UGCGGCUCUUGCGGCCGUGUGUGAUCGAUCUCCUUUAAAUUUAAUGGCGCCAAUACAUGCCGGUGAUUAAAAAUAGUGUCACUAAAUGUCACAAUGUCACAAAACGUUCCAAUUUCGAACAGCAAACAAACGAUUCAUGUCGUUCGCAAAACAUCAAUUUUGUAUUUAUUGUGAAUUAUAUUAAUCGUACUUUCCCGCCACGUGAAUUAUAAGUGCAGAAUGCUUCGAAAUUAGGGGUGAAGUAGACAGGGGCCAAUUUGGAAAAGUUUUUGGAGCAAUAGCAAAAUGGGUAGCAUAACCCGCAACAAGUGCCAAGUGUACAGCGUUGGGAACUACCUGAUGACCGGCAAGGUGUUGGGGAAAGGACAUUUCGCGAGGGUGGAGGAGGCUACGCAUAGAAUUAUUGGAAAAAAGGUGGCGAUCAAAAUAAUAGAUCUAACGUGCAUCAAAGAGGAGUACGCGCGCCGCAACCUGCACCGGGAGCCGCGCGUCAUGGCCAAGCUGCGGCAUCCCUGCAUCGCGGCGCUUUACGAAACUAUGAUGCACGGGCCGCGGCUGUACGUGGUGAUGGAGGCGGCGGGCGGCGGCGACCUGUGCGCGCUGGUGCUGGCGGCGCGCGGCGCGGCGCGCGGCCUGCCCGAGCCGCGCGCGCGCGCGCUCGCCGCGCAGCUCGUGUCCGCCGUGCGCCACAUGCACUGCCGCGGCGUCGUGCAUCGGGACCUGAAGAUGGAAAAUAUUAUGCUGGAUAGUACAAAACAAUUUAUCAAAAUUGUUGAUUUCGGGCUGUCCAACGUGUGGAGCGCGGGCGGGGCUCUGCGCACCCCGUGCGGCUCGCUGGAGUACGCCGCGCCCGAGCUGUUCGUGGACGGCCGCCGGUACGGGCCCGAGGUCGACCUCUGGAGCAUAGGCGUGAUCGUGUAUGGCAUGGUGACGGGCGGGCUGCCGUUCGCGGGCCACAGCUCGGGCGGCGCGGCGGGCGGAGCGGGAGCGGGCGAGGGCGUAUCAUCGCGGCCACAGCUGCGUGCCGCCAUCACGCGCGGCUUCACGCGCAAACAACGCGCCGCGCUCGCUAGCGUCUCCGCGGAAUGCAAGACAUUUAUCGAGCAGCUACUUGAGCCUAAAGUGGAUCUUCGGAUGAAGAUCGAGGAGGCGGCGCGGCAUCGCUGGAUCAAGCGACCCGGCAUGAGGAUGAAGACGCAUCCUCUGCUCGCGCUAGAACCCAAGACUAACAGAGAGAUAUAUAGAGAGUUAUCAGAGCUCAGCGGUCAGCCGGUAAUGGACGUGCUGGCUCACAUAAAGGCGGACCCUUUUGGCUCAAUAGCAGGGAUGUACAACAUCAAGAGCCACUUGCAUCAAUUACAAGCGUCGACUGGAGUGGAGCUGCUCUGGUCGACGAACACGCAGGAACCAAGGCCCGCCACUCCGCCGGCGUACCUCGCCAAGUGUGAGCAAGACCCCUGUACCAGCCGGCCGAGCUUGCCGCUCUCGAACAGCUAUACCUCGACGCGAAUAAGGCAGAACGAAGCCAAACCAGAGUCCACUAAACCAACGAUCCCCAAAAUGAUAGUGGCACACAAAACGGACGCGACAACGCGGUCGGUUCAACAAAGGUACAUAUCUCCGCAGAAGUCUGAAGCCAGGACUGUGCUGAAUGAAAAGCCUUUGACGAGUCCAACGGUUCCCAGCAGACCUUCGAGCCUCUACAGUUUAAGCAAACCUAUUUUUAAGGUAUACGAUAACGGGGAUGGGUUAGACCCUAGACUGCCGCGAAUCGAGGAACAUUCCAACACGGACGGCGUGGAGGCAAAGACGCGGCGCAGCAAGCAAGUGCGGAAGGUCAACCUGGAUCAACCGACCCGGCUGAACAGCUGCCCCGACAGGCCGAGGGAGUUCUACAGGAAAGCGGCGGAUGGACUACCGAGUUGGCGAAACGGAGUUUCCACCACUACAUCGGCGCGUAUCCUCCUACAGAGCAAUGCGACUACAAUCAAACGCGCUUCUUUGGGCAACAUUGUGAGUCCACAUUCCUCGUCGAACAGUCAUUGCAAGACUGAAAGAGCGAUGCCGGCGGGCUGGUACACCUCCAGAGCGAUCACCCGCGAGGCGCAGCUACAACGGAUGCGACGAACUACGCCAUUGAAAUGAGCCCGCAAUUCAAACACGAACAUUUUCGAAGAGCUUAUUUUUUAAGUGUUUACACGAUUAAAUUCUUGGAGCCCCAUUAUUGUUAAUUUUAAGCGAAUAAAUUUAUUCCACUGCUAUGGCAUCUAGUUUAGGGCCCUAACUCAAAACCGCAAUCCGAAUUUGCAAUGCCUAAGGGCCUAAAUACAAUUUUGCGGCGCAUAGCCUUUGGCGUUAAACCACAAAUUUAGGGAACGUAAACAGUACAUGAAUCGCAAAAAGCGUGUUGCACUUUGCACGUCUUUUCGAUGAUGCGGCGUUGCGUCGGCGCGUCUUGAAUUUCGGCCUUUUGCGCUUGGCUCUUUUUUUAAUGCUUUACUAAUAUAAAAUUUUAAGAAAAUAUACAAAAUAAUGAGACAUGUUCAACUUUU
Molecule: messenger RNA, 2552 nt
Organism: Maniola jurtina (meadow brown)
Lineage: Eukaryota; Metazoa; Arthropoda; Insecta; Lepidoptera; Nymphalidae
Product: serine/threonine-protein kinase NIM1-like
Exons: 14
Coding region: 286-2145 (619 amino acids)
Biological process (GO): intracellular signal transduction; protein phosphorylation
Cellular component (GO): cytoplasm
Molecular function (GO): ATP binding; protein serine/threonine kinase activity
Source: RefSeq, a predicted model, not a curated record